UGGACUUUCUCGCGGCCUCAUCCACUCAGAUGACGGGCUGGGCGAUCAAUUUGCCAUCCAAAGUCGCUUCUAUAAAAGUUUCUCCCAAUUCGCCAGCCAAUACGUUGCCGCGAGUAGGAACCCAGGUGACGACGACUGUGAUUUGGGCCGCAUUCGAGACAAGCUUGGGGGCCAGCCAUGAUGUUUCCGUGCAGCGCUGUGCCACAUCCUCUGUACCCGGACCUGCUGCGUCCACCCGCCGCCCUGACCUCCCCUUUGCCUCGGUCACCGCCCUCGGGCUACCGCGUGGAAGAUCUCCUCCGAAUCAGCCAACCGGCGUAUAGCUACAUCCAGCGGACGUUCUCGGCCGCAAACCCCGGGGACGUCCUCUCGCCGAGUCCGGGGCAGGGUGCCUCACCCCGGGCGUUGGGACCGAGCGCCGCCCGCUCUGUCUUUCAGUGCACCGGGCAGCCGAACCACAGCGGCGGCCCCGCACCGUCCGCGUGUCCGACUUCCAACUGUCUCAAGUUCGGCGUCAGUGCCAUACUGGCACCGUCAACCAGGAGUGGUUGCUCUUCUCCUCCAGUCCACAGUUUGCAGACAAAAUCCUUCCCGCUACCAUUCUUGGAUACAAGUCUUCAUCCUUUCAUCAGGGCUUCGUAUUUCACAGCUUCCUCCUCCUCUGUGGUCCCCGUCCCAGGAACGUUUUCUUGGCCCCUGAUCCCCAGAGGGAAGCCUCGAAGGGGCAUGCUGCGACGAGCCGUCUUCUCAGACCUCCAGAGAAAGGCCCUGGAGAGAACUUUCCAGAAGCAGAAAUACAUCAGCAAACCAGACAGGAAGAAAUUGGCCAGUAAACUGGGACUCAAAGACUCACAGGUGAAGAUCUGGUUUCAGAACCGGAGGAUGAAAUGGAGGAACUCAAAAGAAAGGGAGCUCCUGUCGACGGGGGGUUGCCGUCAGCAGACCCUUCCCACCAAAACCAACCCUCACCCAGACCUCACAGAUGUGGGCAGCACCUACUGCCAUAGCGGGCUGGAGAGGACUGCGGCUACUAGUCCGGCACAGUUGGAGAGCCAGGAGUCACAUCUGCCCCAUCGUCAUCAUCAUCAUCAUCGUCAUCACCACCAUCACCAUCACUCCUCUCUGUCAGAGUCCAGUAAACAAUCAGAGUCAGAGAGUGAAGAAAUCACCGUUUCAUAAAAACACGAUUGAAAAAAAGACGCAUUCUUUGCACGACAGUUGUCUUCGAGUGUCAGUUUGGCGGGUUGAUGAAAGGUGAAAACCGCAAGUACGUACUUUUGGUGUUUUUGUGAGCAGCCAGCAUUCUAUCAGCGUCUAAUCUCUA
Hippocampus zosterae (dwarf seahorse) is the source of this 1324-nucleotide messenger RNA. RefSeq names its product homeobox protein DBX1-B-like. The transcript is spliced from 4 exons. Lineage: Eukaryota; Metazoa; Chordata; Actinopteri; Syngnathiformes; Syngnathidae. Gene Ontology annotation, molecular function: DNA-binding transcription factor activity, RNA polymerase II-specific; DNA binding. Bases 178 to 1179 code for a protein of 333 amino acids. Gene Ontology annotation, biological process: regulation of transcription by RNA polymerase II; cell differentiation in spinal cord. The record is from RefSeq and is a predicted model, not a curated record.